AUGUCCACCUCCGUCGGAUCCCUAGCUUCCUUACUCAAGCAGACCGACAUUGAAGACCACAGCGAAGUCCUCCAGGCCGCAGAAUCAACACUGAAGCAGUUCAAAGGCGACCUCGAAGCCCAGCAUGUGAAAGCCAUUGCCUUGCUCAAACUCGACCGGUACGGAGAUGCUGUGAAAGCGAUCGAAGCUGGCGGAGCGAAGUUGAAGGAUCGGGCGCGGUUGGACUAUGCAUACGCUCUUUACAAAGACGGCAAGCCGGCACAAGCAGCUGAGAUAGCACGAGAAGGUGGUGAGAGGGGGUUUGAGCAUGUAGAGGCGCAGGCCAGUUAUCGGACGGAGGAGUUCAAGAGGGCUGCGGAGCUUUACCAAAGGCUUGCUUCGCAGUUAGAGGAUGAUGUAGAGGCGGACUUGAGAGUCAACUCUGGUGCUGUGGAUGCGCAGCUAGAGUGGUCUGGACAAGGAGAGCUAGUGCAGAAGAAGAAGCCUGAACGAGCGGAUCUGGAGGCUUUCGAGACGGCGUAUAAUGCGGCUUGCGGAUGCAUUGCAAGAGGAGAGCUUGGGCAGGGGGAGGUGCUGCUGAAGCGGGCGAAGGAUCUGUGUAAUGCGCUGGAAGAUCUCAGUGACGAGGACAAGCAGGCGGAAUUGAUGCCGAUUACGGUACAGCAAGUAUACGUGCUUGCGAGAUUGGGGAGGCAGGAGGAGGCGGAUGGUUUGGCGAAGGAGGUGGAUGCGACGAGGAUACCGGAUGCCAGUACGAGACAUAUCGCGCAGGUGAACGGGGUGGCGGCAUCAGCAUCCGACAGCAAUCCUUUUCUGGCGCAACGCAUCGUUUCGAAGGACCUUGACACGCUGAAGCCUGAUUAUCCAUUCCAGUUCCAGAGAGCUGUUUUGAAUCGCAACCGCUACGCCACGGACCUGCAGUCGCUCAAAUUCGGAGGCACAGCGGACUCAACCAAAGCAGUACUGAGCAAACAUCCUUCGCCAAACACGGACACUUUCUGCAACGGCAUGUCCGUUGUCAACGCUGCUGCGCACGCACAGAGCCAAACCGGCAAGGAGGCGAUCAAGCUCAUCCUUCCAGUGCUCGAGAAGCGGCCGACGGACGUUGGACUCGUGCUUACGAUUGUCCAGCUGUACGUCCUAUCUGGCAAUGCAGGCUCAGCUAUCAAAUUGCUAGAAGGGUUCUUGCGGCGGUUGGAGCAGUCUGCAAAGGAAGCGGAGCUGGAGGUCCGGUACUCACCUGGCUUGGUUGGGACGAUGGCGAGUCUAUACCAUACUCAAGGACGGAGAAAUCACGAGCAGAGGGAACUAGCGAAAGCAGCAUCACACUGGAAGCGGAGGACAAAAGAACGACCAGCCGGCGUCCUUCAACUCCUCCGCGCCGCAGGCAGCGCUCUCCUCGACUCUCCAGCUCCUGAGCACCAAGAACUCGCCACCUCAAUCUUCACCGAACUCCACUCUCUCAACCCAUCCGACUCCAUCGCAACAGCCGGCCUCAUCGCCUCCUCUCCCGCAUCCGCUCCUUCAGACCUCACAUCCACCCUCACACCCAUCGACCGCCUCAUCUCCACCAUCGAUGCCCCCUCCCUUGAAUCCGCCGGCCUCGCCCAGCCCCCCACCACCCCCGGCGUAACCCGCAAGCGUCCCGCCGAAGACAGCAACCAAAAACCGCGCAAAGCGAAGAAGAUCCGUCCCUCGCGGAUCCCCAAGGACUACGACCCGGCCAAGACGCCGGAUCCUGAACGGUGGCUGCCACUUCGGGAUCGCAGUACGUACAGGCCGAAGGGCAAGAAGGGCAAGGCGAGGGCGAAUCUGUUGAGUCAGGGUGCAGCACCCGCGGGGGAGAGUGAGGGAAGUAGGCCGGGGACGCCGGGGGGUGAGGUGGUGAAGGGGAAGCCGCAGCAGGGUGGUGGGAAGAAGAAGGGGAAGGGGAAGCGGUAG
Messenger RNA from Saxophila tyrrhenica, 1941 nucleotides. RefSeq names its product Signal recognition particle subunit SRP72 (gene srp72). Gene Ontology annotation, biological process: SRP-dependent cotranslational protein targeting to membrane. NCBI's taxonomy places the organism in Eukaryota, Fungi, Ascomycota, Dothideomycetes, Mycosphaerellales, Extremaceae. The record is from RefSeq and is a predicted model, not a curated record. The transcript has a single exon. The coding region runs from base 1 to 1941 and encodes 646 amino acids. Gene Ontology annotation, cellular component: signal recognition particle, endoplasmic reticulum targeting. Gene Ontology annotation, molecular function: 7S RNA binding; protein binding; ribosome binding.